AUGGCGCGGCUUAGUAAACGUAAACUUAAGGUGUGAUUAUUUCAAUUUGGCAUAAAUUGUAAUAGUACUAUGCGCAUUUCCAUUUGCUUAUAUCAAAAGGCACAAUGUAAUUCCAGAAAUCAUCCCGCCCUGCAGUCUAGCAUUCAGUUAGGCUAUGAAGUGUUUCGUAUAAUACUGAAAAAUGGUUUCCUUAAGUGUUCGUUCUUUAUUUUAUCAUUCAACAGGUGAAAACCCUUUAUAUGGAGAAAAGCAUCGUUCCAUUGUUCAAUUGGCUACUCAGUAUUUGUUCCCCAUGUCUUGGAAAAUAACAUUUAAGCAAUCUCUGUUUCUCAUGUGAGAUUGUUUAUGUCUGUUUGAUACGCCAAUGAAAUUUUUAUGUUCUUUCUUAUGUUUGUUGUUUUGUUUUGUUUUUUUUCAUGCGUAACCGUUGCAAGGUCAAACGAAAAUCACUCUAUCAUGCAAGCAGAUAACUGGAUGAUCUGUUGGGUGCGCGCGAAAUGCAUGAUUCGUCUGCCAGGCAAUGCCAAGAUCUCGGGUGACGAGUGCGAUCUUUGACCGCAACAAAAGAAUAAGGCUCGUCUGAUUGUUAGCUUGACUUAAUAAUAAAUAAAUUAAUUCUUUGAAGACUAUAAUGAUAUAAAUAAUGAUAAUGACGAUGCUGAUGCUGAUGAUGAUGACGACGAUAAUAAUACCUUAUCACCAGUGUUACUUGAACCGGACUGAGAAUCAUUUCAUUUUUGACUCUUUAAAAAAAUGAUGACAGUUUCAAGGAGUUAUUGCUUUCAACGAGUGAUAGUUUAGAUGCUCUUUAGGAACUCAUAACUGGUCGAGAAUUAAUAUUUAGUCUAGUCGCAGAUAUACAUGUAAAGUUAAACCAUUAAGGAAAAGUAGCUAGCAAUUUGCUGAUAUGCAGACUUGUUUGUGCUCCAUAAAAUAACCAAACCAUACAAAAAGGGACUAAAUAUUUUUCAAACAGUGCAAUGAAAUAAUCGCAGUUCCUUUCUGUUAAGGACAGAGGUCCAUAGUUUUACUUUCUCUUUCAGUUCUUCUUUUUCUAUGUUCUUUUGGAAGCUUGACUAAGUUAUCAUUCAUCAAAACUUCGUCAAAGUUGAGGAGACUUCAUUACGAUUGGCAAACAAGCGCUAGCGUUACUCCCAUGUUGUGUAUAAAAAAAAAAAAAAAAAACAGGAAAAUAAGCGCACGCACAGUCGUCCGAGACAUGUUGUUCCUAAUUUUUUUUUUUUUUCACAUUACACCAGUGAAUAUUGGAAAGCGUUUAGUCUCUUAUAAAACACUGGCAUGGCAUCCACAAAAUGAAUAAGAUUAAGUGUAUAGAGCAACCCCUACGCUUCUCUCGUAAUCUCCGAACUUUUCGCAUGUAUCGACGGCUCGAUAUAUUUAACCACUGGUUCCAUGCUGCCAUGCGUCUGUUCAGUACAGUAGUAGAUCACAGACUGACGUGGCGAAUGGUAAAAUCCGAGACUCGCCGAGACGCCGAGAUCCUAGUUAGAGAUCCGGGCCCGAGACUCUUUGGUGAAGAGUUUCGACACUCAAAAAAAGUAAAAGCAAACCAUGAAAAAACGAGACUUCGAGACUUAUCAAAAACGCUUCCGAGAUUUCGAGAUCCUGCCAAAAUUUUCCGAGACCCACGUUUUUCGAGGUACCAUUCGCCACCCCUAAAAGUGUGAAACACGACGGUGAGGAGGUGAGUGUGUCACUAAUGUUCUUACCACACUUUUUGUUCGCUUUUAUUCGUCUUAAACAAGGGAAUAAAAAGAAAUACGACAAAAUGCCUCAUAACCGCUUCUUAAGUGUUCAGUGGAUUAGUUUAGGUAAUUUCCAGGUCAGAAACACUACGUUUCGUCUCUACUUCUCCUUUUCUUCUUUAUCUUACUUGUGGACAGUUUCUCCCAAAACUUUUUUAAGGCCUUCACUAGCUCAAAUAAGAAUAAUUGCCCAAAUAAUUUUUAAAACUGCGAGUUUUUCGUAGCAAGGACACACGAUCAUGGCAACCGCUGUGAAGAUUUCUCAGUUCCAGUUUCCACCUAUAAGCCUGUCAAGCGCCAUUCGUGUGUCUAUAAUGGAUCAUAAGCAAGUUUGACCAGUCACAGAGCGCGUAGCUUUUAAUUUGCUAUGGGCUCUUGCUACAUUGCAUAAACGCACGCUGAGCAUGAACCAAUUCUUACUUGGUAUGCAUUUGUUGGGUAGUCUAUUGUUACGAUUCCAAAAUUAAUCCACUUUAUGUUUUAAAAAGUUAUCAAUUUACGGAAUACUGAUGUGCCAGUUUGAUUUGUCUUGAUUGAAUCACACCACCAGGACAAUAGAUGGAGCUCAUUCAAAGUUUCCACAAAACUAUAUAUACAAUUAUAGGCGCGAAAGGUGUCGUAUAAUUAGCACAAGUGAUAAAUAUAAUAGAAAAUCUCUGACAUAUUGUUAUGGAUUAUUUCUGUGACCAGGCAAUCAGAAGUACAAUAUCUCAAUGAAUUUUGAAUUUAAAAAUCUCUUACAACCAAAAGAAAAAUAUCUGAAGGGCUAAAGCCGUUCUCAUCUAAACAUCUCAGUAACAAAUAAAAUUGCGCUAAUCCUCCAUCUUCUACAACGCGAAGUAACUCAAUAUAAGAGUUGGAAAGAAAGUAACGGAUUUUUAAAAGUAUUAAUUGCGUAAUGUAGUGUUUAGUGUAUGUAGUACUAUUGUGGAAAUUAAAUGUGUAAAGGAAAUCUACAAAAAAAAAGUUUGGAAAAAAGUAAUGAUUAAGCGAGCGUGGGGAGAAAUCAUACACUCAAAAAUGACACGUAAUAUGAUAUCUAGAAAAACAUUCGCUGUAAUUUCGUCCUCACAGCUACAAAUAAGCAAAGAGUCAUUAUUAUCUGCAUAAUGGCAACCAUUGAGAUAGGCGACUUUUGUUUGGUCUUCAGAUCGGUUGACCGGCUGUGACCAACGGGUUCAAGGAUAAACUUAACGGGAAUUAACGCAAUGCACGUACGGUCUCCCUGAGCAACUUAGCAACAGAGACUGGAGAAAAUCACAGAGGAUGCAAGGCUCAUCGGCAUCUAGUCAUGUGGAAAUAAUAAGAUGUAUAAGUCGAGCUUAUACUUGGUGAAUUAAAACGAUGUUAAUUAAAAUAGUACUACUGAUAGCGUACAACAGCUGAAAUCAAAUGGAAAACCUACUGAAAAGUAUCUCUCUUGAGGAUUUGAUCGUAGUACUAGCCGUUAUGGUUACUUCAAAGUCGAGAAUUCUAAACGAGAGGAAAGGUAAGAUAUUUCAGAGGUGACUUUAAGUUCGCGUGCGCUGGCUGUUUUUGCUGUUUCGAAACAUCUUUAUACAAGAGGUCAUAAGACAGACAAAAGAUUCAGUCUGAAGUCGUGCCACUGAAUUCUCUGUUGUGUAUUCUAUACAAAUUGCCAGCCGAGGUUAAAGUUUGUUCCUUUUUGUAUACGUUUUUCGUUUUGCUUUGGUAAAAUAUAUGCCAAAUCAUUUCGCUACUUCUAAACCUAUAUACACUGCAAAUGCAUGGGCAAACUUUUCGCAGUUGUCUUUUCUACUGAACAUUGAGUUCACACAAACCAUGACAAAAUUCUCGUCAGGAACUGAUGAAAACUAAAUAAAUAAAUGAAAAGCUAGCAACGCCUGUGGACAUUAUUCAAUUUUAAUUUGUUCCUACUAAACAUUCAAGUUUACUGUUCAGGUUCCAAGAACUGCACUGUAUUAAUAACAAGGCAAUUUGUGUAAAUAAGACCUUCUAUUUUUUACUACUUAUAAACUGUCUUGGCAUUGAUUAUUUUCAAUCAGUAACGACUCGUUUCGUCCGGAUACACUCGAUUUUUAAAUAACUUUUGUAUUGAGACCACUGAUUGCAUAAUUCUCCGACUUUCAACUUACUGUUUUGUUGUUGUAAGCUGUUUGUUUCGAUCCAACAACAACAACAACAAUAACCUUUAUUUGCAUGACUAUAAUUAUUUACAGUAUUGCAAAAGGUACGUAAGAUAAGAACGAAAAGAUAAAGAAAUAAUUAUGAUAUUAAUAACAGAUAAUCAAGUGACAUAAUUCUUACAUGACAGUACACUGUCGCGCAAAUUAUUCAAUAAUUAAGAUAAAUAUCUUCGGAGUUCAUCGCUCGGUUUAAUGACCAGGUCCGAGUAAGAUAGCUGCUGAAAAUUACGGAGAUGACUUCGUAUUUAAGCAAAAAAUUAAUUUCUAAGUUUUAAAUACUUUGGGCAAUAGCAGAGAAAGUGAAUUUCAUCCUCAAUUUCAUUGGAAUGACAAACAGGGCAUAAUCUUUUGUCUUUGUCUUUGUCAUAAGUUUAUGAUUGCUCACGCGUAAUUUUACCAAAGCCUUUUUAUCGAUUGUUUUUCUAGUAAGGUUUAGAUAACUUGAAAUUUCAUAACAAUGUUUAAAUGUAUUAUAAAACUCUAAUUUCCUUGUAUAUUAGAGAGAUUAAAGGGAACCUCCACUCUUACUACACAAUAAGUUUAAAUCGAAUAAAAUUAUGUUGAUAAACAAAUUUGUUCGAAAUUUGUCUUAAAAAAAGUGUUUAAAUUUUAAAAUCGCUUAUUUUCACUUUCAAAUUUCGCGGGCGCCGCCAUCUUGAAUAAUUGUGACGUGUUACGGUUGCUCUGUUGUUCUUACACAAAGAGCUUUUGUUUAAUAACAAUAGGGCAACCAUUACACGUCACAAUUAUUCAAGAUGGCGACGCCCGCAAAAUUUGAAAACAAAAAUAGGCGAAUCUAAGAGUUAUUUCUUUCGGAUACAAACGCUUUCUUUAAAAAUAUUUUAGAUUGACUUGACUGUAACAGUUAUUUCCUGUGAUUUAAAGUUAUCUUUUUGUUGAAGUUGAGGUUCCCUUUAAGAUUCACGUUUACGCCAAACGGCAAACGUGAAUUUGCACCACGUGACCAAGUUUUCCCCCUAUUUUUCGUUUACCGUUUAUUGCUUCUACACCAAAAUAAGUAGUUUUAUGCUAGUUUUGUCCACAAGAAUCGUUCUGGACCUUUUUUAACUGCUUAUUUUCUAUUCUGAGAAAUUCUCCACUGACGUUUGCCGUUUGCCAUAUGCGGUAAACGUGAAUCUUAAUCUCUCUAUUAACUAAAUACCGCCACUGAGUAAUAAUAUUAUACUUUUGUUUUAUUAUAUCUUUAAAUCUUGAUAUUUUGCUUUUAUCUAAAUUGCUGGGAACAAAAUCUGGUAGAUCAUAAGAUUUGGAUAAUUCAAUAAUAUUACUACAAAAACUAGUAUUGCCAUUAAAAUGAAGAUUUAUAGUCAAGUAAUGCUUGUUUGACAAUAGAUUCUUCAUCCUUCCUUCUCAAAAAGAUACAUAAUGUAGUUAAGAGUUUUUUCAUUGAUGACAACAAUAGACCUAUUUGGCCAAUUCAAACCCUUUGCGGAUAAAACGUUUUGUUUUAGGAAUUUCCAUAUCAUUUAAAUGUGAAUGCGACAUUAUAAUGCAAAUACAAUACACAAAGAAUCUUAACCCCGGGAGAUUUGAAUUGUUUACAACAUUGAGUUACGACGACGAACAUAUAACUCCGAAUUAACUUCGAAAUGUAUAGGUAGCCUUUGUCAAAUAAAUCGCGUAAAAUACCUGUUUGAUAGGCGUACGUUGAUCACUAUAAUUAAUUCCCUCGUAUUCAGUAAAUUACUGUAUUGUUCAUCAGCAUGGGCUAAUACCACCAAGAAAAACAUCGAGCUAUUACAGACAGUGCAAAAUUUUGCAGUCCGGAUAGUUUCUGGAACAAGGAAAUUUGAUCAUGUUACACCUAUUCUUAAGCAGUUACAGUGGCUGCCAAUUGUUAAACAACUUAAGGUUAGGGAUGCUACCAUGGUAUUCAAAUGCUUAAAUGGACUUGCACCUCCAUAUCUUUGUCAGAAGUUUAAACCAGAUCGGAAGUGCACAACUUCAACACUAGGAAUAGGGACCGCCUACAUAUACCACUCUGUAGGACGGCUGCAGGUCAGCGCGCGUUUACCUUCAGAGGCCAAAGGCUGUGGAAUAGUCUCCCAGACGAGUUUCAGUCUAUCACUAACUUAGAUGUAUUUAAGGUUGAAAUAAAACAGCAUUUUUAAGGGUAUUUUUGGAAAACUAAGUUUUAGCUAUUUGACAUUGUAAAUUAAGCUGAAAAGCCUUUUUGAGGAGAUUAAUAAAGUUAUUAUUAUUAUUAUUAGUUAGCCGAAUAUGUCUAUUAAUGGAAAUCUACCUAAUUCACCUCCACAUGCCGCGUUAGGAGCCUUAUUACCUACUACCAAGUAUCGCUUGCAGAGGACCCAGUUACGUCAGGAGAAACUGCCGCGAAACUGAGCUUUCAAGAACUGGCGAGAGGGCCCUUGGGAUGCUACUCUAAAAGAACCAGCUCCACGACUUAUUCGAAUGCUUGUCUGUGAAUGGGCACCAAAAAUAAUUUUGUAAGCAAUAAGAGGCCAACAUCUAUCACACGCUGCUUUUGUGAUCUUCUUAUACGAAGAGUUUUACCCACAACCACGACUUUUCGCCGUACAUGUUUGGCUUUUUGCAGGAGAGCUUUUUCCGAGAAGAGUUUUCAGCGCAAAUGGGGCCCACAAAACCACAGAAAUUCUAUAAGUGGUAUAGUUUUUCCGUAUAAACUCAUAUAUUUAUUACGCAUGCAGCAAUUUCAUACUCAUUUCACACAAAUAGAUGAUAUCAAUAGAUCGAGUGGAAACAUACAUGGAAAGGGUUACACGGAAAUCUUUCCCGAUAAUUUAGCAUGUCAGCCUCCGAAUAACCGUUGCCUCUUUUAAGUCGAAAAUCAAUAAGCGCCGCGGGGCUCUUUCAAAAAAUAUAUAGAGGAUAUUAUACGGUGGCGCGAAGAUAUGAAUUUUAUUUUCGAGUGAACAAUAUUUUACGAACGAGCGCAGCGAGUGAGUAAAAUAUUGUUUUUGCCACGAGAAAAUAAAAUUCAUAUCCUCUAGCUGCCGAUCUCGGAGAUGAAUUGGUCGCUUGUAUUUGGAUUAAAAGCAAAUCUCGACCUCUUCGCUUCGUCGAAGGCCUCUCGACUGCUAGUCAAGAAUCCUCGCAGUCAUCUGAACUGUUAGUCAAAAAGCCAGAUAUCAAACUUUGCAUGUUUAGAAUCUGGGGCGGACUUUCCAGCUGCUGCGAUACAAUGGUUAUAUUAAUACGCAAAGAGUAAGGUUCUAUAAGAAUAAGGCUGACAUGUAUAUUUAUUAGUUGGUUUGAUUUCAUUGCUUUUUUGUUUAUUAAAUUCUCACGAAACUCACCAAUCCAACCUUUUUAAACAAGAUUCAAAUUGCUACUUAUUUAGCUUCAUCCAUAAAUAAUCAGUGAAUUUCCGGCGAGUCUGGUCUAGAGAUUCUCGCAACACAAAAUGCACAACGCUAAAAAAGGUUUAGUAGUUCAGUUAUAAAAUCGAUCAUUGUUAAUUUGUUACAGUAUGAGUAGUAUCGCCAAUAUAAAAUCUGUCAGCAAUGUUCAUCUGUUAUCAGAAAAAUGUAAUUCGUGUGAAAUUUUGAUAGGUUUUCCUUACGCUUGAAUUAACAUUCGCUCGCUUUAUUAAUGCUUUAUUGACAUUUUUUUCCUUCUGUGACGUUUUUUGGUUUUAUAAUACAGUAUCUGUUCUUUUGUGUGCGUGCGGUGCGAUUCCAGAACACACAAAACAGAUGAAACUGGAUAUAAACCGGACAACAACGUUGGUUUGUGUAUUUAAAAAUUUCCGGAUAUAGUAAAUUAAAAAAGGAGAGAAGUAAAAUUACUGACCUCCACUUUCGAUAAGUUAGGCUUUGCCCGUGAAAUGUUUCCUUUCCUCACGAUUGGGCAUAUUUGGAAAACCCAUAAACAAGCUUAAAAAAUAUGUAUAUCAUAUCAAUCUUUCCUCACGCUGGUUUUGAAAUUGGUUUUGUGUCGACGCCUUUACUUGGACCCAGACUCCUGAAUCCAGUUAUUACUUUUGAUGGCAGUAGAUCAAUCGACUCGCUCUUACAAAUAGGAAGGCGAUGUAAAACGACACAGUAAACGGAAUUAACCUUACUGACAGUUGCUUGCAUUUGAAUUUUCUUAUCUCCAGAUCAGAUGAAAAUUGGAUACUAGCAUCCCAGUUGUAUUAAGAAGCCAUGUCAGUUUACAGCAAUUCCGAUUCAGCUGAAGUUGUAUUAAUAGUGGUCCAUUCUGUACUCGUCAUCGUAAAUAUUGCCGGAAACGUUCUGGUCUGUGUCAUCAUUCUGAGGAAUCGAGAUAUGAGGUAUGCGGGCAAAAAAAAGGUGCUUGAUUUUAGAGAGGAAAUGUGACUGCUUUUCUUUGGGACGAAGGAAAUUGACGGUAUAUACGGGUGUCCGUAUUAAGCGGGUGACCUACUGUACCCUAUUCUUCAUGUACUUUCUGAGCAGCUAUAACAUAUUGUCAAUGCUUUAUUCUACAGGACUUCACUCAACUAUCUUAUUCUUAAUCUGGCUGUUGCUGAUAUCACAACAGCCCUAUUUUUAUCACCAAAGUACAUAUUUUCCCACUUCAUCGCACACCCAGAAGGAGCAGCAGGCACCGCGCUCUGCAUUGCGUUGACUGGUGGAAUCAUUGGAUGGGUCGGCGCUGCCACUGGAGUAUUUUGUUUGGUUACUAUAGCUGUUGAACGUUACUACGCCGUGGUUUAUCCAUUUGAAAACAUGGAGGCGCUUAGUAAACGUAAACUUAAGGUGUGAUAAUUUCAAUUUAUCAUAACUUGUAGUAGUACUAAGUGUAUUCGUAUUUCGAUUACCUUAUAUCAAAAGCCAGAAGUUAAUUCGAGAAAUCAUCGCGCCUUGCAGACUAUUCAAUUUUAUGAAGCGUUUCGUGUGACACUGAAAACUGGUUUCCUUAAGUGUUCGUUAUUUAUUUUAUCAGUCAAUAGAUGAUGGCAAGAUGAUCUCCCUUUAACUGGAGAAAAGUAUCUUUCGCGUGUUCGAUUAGCAACUCAGUAUCUGUUCCCCAUGUCUUGGAAAAUAAAUUUUCAGCAACCUUUUUUUUUAAGAGAGAUUAUUUUUGUCUGUUUGAUAGACUAAUCAUAUUUUUAUAUUCUUUUUUGUUUGUUGUUUUGUUUUGUUUGUUUGUUUUUUCCAUGCGUAUAUAACCGUUUCAAGGUCAAUCGAAAAUCACUCUUGACUAUCAGGCAAGCAGAUAACUGGAUGAUCUAAGGGCUUCGCGCAAACUGCAUGAUUCGUCUGCAAGGCAAUGCCAAAUUCUCGGGUGGCGAGUGAGAUCUUUACACGCAGCCAAAGAACAUCGCUAGUCAGAUUGUUAGCUUGGUUAAAUAAGAAAUAAAUAAAUUGUUUUUAAGACUAUACUGAUGCAAAUAAUGACAAUGAUGAUGAUGAUGAUGACGAUAAUAAUAAGUCAUCAUCAGUGUUACUUGAACCGGACUUACCAUUAUUUCCUUUUUUACACUUUUAAAAAAAUGAUAGCAGUUUCAAGGAAUUUUUGCUUUCAACAAGCGACAGUUUGGAUGCUCUUCGUGAACUUAAGUAUAAUUGGUCCAGAAUUGAUAUCCAGCCUAGUCGCAGAUAUAUAUGCUGAUUUGUGUGCGCUUCAUAAAAUAACCUCACCAUAAUUACUCCCUUGUUUUGCUUGAUAUCAAAACAGGUGAUAAUUCUUAGUACUUGGAUUUUUGGGAUUAUCUUCAAUAUUCCAUCGUUCAUGUACAGAAGAUAUAACGAAUAUUGGAAUUACUGCAUCAACACGUGGCCAAGAGAGUGGGUCGGCAAGGCCUACGGUCUUUAUUGGUUUUGUCUGGCAGUCCUCUCUACUUCUCUCAUAGCCAUAUUGUACUUCCGUGUGGUGUACACUUUGUGGUUCAAACAUGAGGACAGGAGAGAAAACAAUACGCAACAGAAGGUAAAGUGAUUUAAAAACAUUAUUGGGUAUUGGAUAGUAACCCAUAUGGGAACACCACAUAGUUGUCCUAUAUAUUAUAGGGAUGAUGUUUAUCACUUAGUGCAGGUUAUUAUGCAUAUUUCAAUGUACAUGACAUGAUUUAUAUAGGCAAGAAAUAGGUAGACUGUGUGAUAUGCUGACUCAGAGUAAUACAAAUUCCUGAUAGUGCUUUAGCUCUACCUUCAGUUUAAAGUAAUAGCAUGCGCAUUUCCAAAGGUAUCUGCGUUUUGUUAUUUUAAAAUAUAUAGAUGGUUUUCACAGUGACGUCAUCAAAUUGUAAAGUCAAAAUAGCGAGGUUUUACGAAUUCUUAUUUACACUAGGUUGAUGAUAAACAAAAAGUUAAUCUUUGUGCAAGUUUUCAGUCCCAUAGCAUGUUUCAUUUCGAAAAUACAGCAAUUUGAACUUCCGAGUUUUCACAGUGCGUGACACCAAACUAGGAAUGCUGUCUCCUUGAAAAAAAGUCCCUCCUCUUGAUUUUCAGUAGUAUAACCAUUUCAAGUAUUAGAAGAUAUGUUUAUGCUCACGUAUGCUAGUUCUCAAGUGAAAAGAAGAAGCUUUUACAGAAAAAGUGUACUCCAGAUGUUUUUGUUGAUUUUCGGCGGCCAUAUUGGUGCACCAAAACUGUGCACCAAUAUGGCGUCUCCAUACAAAGCUCUACAAAGAUGCGUGAAACAUUUCGGCAAGUAACUCAGAAACUGUGGGCCAAAAAGACCUGAGACUUGGAUAAAUUGUUUAAAUAUUAGUCUUUCAUAACAUAUCAUUUUCUUGGCUUCUUUCACUGGACGGUUUUCAAUUUAUUUUUUUGUUGCGUGACAGUGAAAACGACCUAUAUGUUGAUGCUGUCUUAGUGUUAAACUGAACAAAGAAACUGCACUGAAAGAGCGCACGCUUGCAUGAGUUUCGAAUCAGUUCCCAGGGUACUUAAAUUUAAUCUUUAAACGGGAAUUUUUUCUGGGAACAAAAGCAUCAAGAUUUCUGCAGAUAGAACCCUAACCCUAACCCUGACCCCACCCCCCACCCCCCACCCCUUCUCUGAAGGUCUGGAUCCGCCACUAUGCAGUAACUAGUGCGCGACGAAGGCCGCGCCGAGACUCUGAAUUCUGCAAACGUUUAAAAGGUGAGAAGCUAAAUGGAAGUCAGAAAGUCUGUUUAAAUGUGAGUGAGUAGGCAUGAAAUUACUUUUUUGGGCUUUAAAAAAAUGCGUUUAAUUGAUGGCGGUCAUAACCGGGUAACCCCAAUAACGGAAUUGCAACGCAAACUUCAUCUCUCUUGUGCCUGUCUAAUUGUUUGUUUGUCUUUUUUUUUUUAAUAACAGGCGGUUCUGAAGAUGCGAAAACGAGCUACCUUAAUGGUCAUACUUGUCAGUGUUGUCUUUGGAGUGUGUUGGGUGACUGACAGGACCAACUACCUUAUGGUACAGUUUUAUUCCCAUACGGGUGCAUUUCUCUCCCUAGCGGCAUCCAAUACGAUGGUUUUGGUCAAUUCUGCUAUCAAUCCAAUUGUAUAUGCAUUGGUCAACUAUCGUUUCAGAGAAAAGGCGAAGAGGAUGAUACAAGUUCGUUGCUGCCGCACAGCAGUUCGCCCUGCCGGUGGACUGCAGGUGAUAGCAUCUCAGUCACGCAGGGCAGGUGACAUCUCCAGUAAAUGUUAG
This is a messenger RNA of Porites lobata, 11523 nucleotides long. NCBI's taxonomy places the organism in Eukaryota, Metazoa, Cnidaria, Anthozoa, Scleractinia, Poritidae. The record is from the annotation of a GenBank genome assembly.